Messenger RNA from Neolamprologus brichardi, 2343 nucleotides. The record is from RefSeq and is a predicted model, not a curated record. NCBI's taxonomy places the organism in Eukaryota, Metazoa, Chordata, Actinopteri, Cichliformes, Cichlidae.
UACAACAAGGACACACCCCUCCAGCUGCCUCUUAACAACACGCCAUCCAACGUCUAUCUGUCGAGUUCCCCUCCGUCCUUAUGUGCGGCCGGCAGGACUCCAGACCUUCAGUCCAUCCUCAGUGUGAUGGAGGAUGCUGAGAGCUUCGUCUACAUCGCUGUCAUGAACUACCUGCCCACCAUGGAGUUUUCACAUCCUAAAAGGUACUGGGCGGACAUUGACACGCAGCUGAGACGAGUUGCAUAUGAGAAGCGGAUUAAAGUGCGGCUGCUGAUCAGCUGCUGGAACAGCACACAGCCAGUCAUGUUUUCUUUCCUGAAGUCUCUGGCCUCGGUUUAUAACCCCAAGAAUAACCUCGACAUCCAGGUGCAUGUCAUUAGUCACACAUACUUUAUUUUCAUCUGUCCAAUCAGUCAUUCAGAAAAAAAGAUAAUGUGCUUAAAUAUAAUCUGUGGCGUUCUGUUUUCAGGUACAUCCAACUGGUCCGGAGACUACUUUGUGAACACGGCUGGCUCAGCAUUGGUUGUCAACCAGACGGCGUCACAGUCUGUUGAGUCAACUGUCCAAUCACAGCUGAAGGCUGUCUUUGAGAGGGACUGGAACUCGGGCUACAGCACGCCUCUCACCCAGCACUCAAACCUCAAAGACUUCUGUUACUUUUAACAGCAUUACAGACACACAAAGUCAUUGUUUCGGACUUCGACACAGCGCACUUUGAUUUUAGUAGUGAAGUGCGAAAUGUAUGAAAAUUGAUCAGCUGUAAUGUGGAAACCUUUGAGCUUAAAAUCAGCAACAGGCAACCUUUUAGCAGAGUGUUUGCUAGACUGCUGAGGUUUAAUGCCGCACUCUUAUUUCAUCAGAAAAAAGAGAGAAUACAGACAGUUUUUUAAAGAGAGUCCAACAUGUGCUCUGUAUUUUAGGCCCGUUGAAGCUGAUCUGUUAGCUCGAUUUUAUCCAAGCAUCUUUAUCUGCCUUAUGGUCUGUAAGUUUUCACACCAGCAUUCACAUGGAUACAAAAAACAUGAAACUGGCUAAUACUGGCUGGAUAUGUUAAGCUCAACUUUCAACUACAUUUGGUUGGUAUCACAAUGUUAUAAUAUACUGAAGUACUUACAAACCCCAAGAGUUUGAUUGCCAAAAAUAGCACCAAAAAGUUGCUUUUCUUUAUUCUUAAACUGGUACAGAGAUGCCAAUUUGAGGCCAUAUUGUUGUGCACUACAGAAAAAUGCCAAUGGAAGUUGGGAAUAUUCAGCUGAGCUCAGUGAGCUGUGAAAUAUGCCAACUGCAGGACGUAUUUAGGAAUUUUUAGAGUUCAUUUACAUGCACAGCAUGGGCAAAGGUGUGCAGGAUUAGUUUGUAGAUAUUUGCAGAUAACGACGUUAACACGUCUCGCUUUAUAUUUGUCAGUGUGAGCAGGACCUCCUGCAACAAUCUGUGGGUGAAGGUAGCGGUGUCCCUGAUCUUCUCAGCUGCUGAUUUCCUGAUAGAUUAAAUGUAAAUAUAUAUUUCGAUCAGUAAACACUCAGAGUGUGGUGACGGUUUGCAGUCUUGUUUCCUUCUAGGUUACAGUCCACGUGUCUGUGCAGACACUGGUCAUGCAGUGAUGGGUCCGGUGGUUGUGUCUUUUUGUUGUGACGCAGCCUGCAUACAGAAGUGUUUUUCUUUUCUUCAGCGCCUCAAAGACUGCAGCCUUGAGUAAUGAGGGGUAGCUGCAGUGAGUCUGUGUUAUAGAUUGAUAACAUAAAUAAUUCAUUCAGCAUAUUAGUAUUUCUUGAAGUGAGAGGAGUAAAGUUUGUUUAGUCAGCGAAUCCCUCCCCAUAGCUGCAAAGGUUUGUAUGAUCAGCAGCUUUUUGUACUGUCAUAUAUUGUAUAUACCAGGAAAACGUUAUGAUGGGAUAAAAACAUGCACACAAAUGCACACCAUAUCUACUGUUAAAGGUUUUCCAGCAGUGUCGGAGCAAAGGAGUCAGACAUGAAUGUUUAACUUUCAUCAUGUGGUUUCUAUCAUGUACUCCCAAUAGCUGUAGGGGGCGCUGUUUCAGCAUUGGCGUCAGGUCAGUGGUGAACGUCAUGUUUUCUGCUGUCUCCUGCAGUGACUCAUGUAAAGGGAUCAACUCAGUGAAUCACAGCUUCAGCCUCGGUGGGAGUUUUCAUCCCAGUUCAUCUCAGGGAGUUUGAGUGCUUUUGUAAUUUUCUGGAAUUUAAAAUGAUUGAUGCUGAACCAGGUUUGUUGUGCCUGUAAACAAGAAAAUCAUUUAAAAAUCCUCUCUGGACUGCUUUGAAAUAAGCAAUUAAAAGCUAAAGUCUGCAGUGCAUCUAAGGGAAAUAAAAACUUCUUUCAUA